AUGCGCCCAGAGGGGGGCCCCCUGAGGGGGCCCCCGCAGUUUUCUUCGGCCUUUUAUGCAGACGAGCCCGCCCUGCGCAGGAGCUCAGCCUGGGCCUCCUGGGGGCCCCCCGGGGGGCCCCAAAACUGGACCCAGGGGGGCCCCCCAGCCCCCUAUAGAGGGUACCAGGCAGCAGCAGAUGCAGACAGCGCAGGCACGUGGGCCCCAGCCACAGGGGGGCCCCUGGGGGCCCCCAGGACUUUCGGGGGCCUGGGGCCCCGGGGGGCCCCCGGCGGCGUUGCAGAAGCUGCGGGCUGGGAGGCAGGGCGAAGAGAGCAGAGCAGCAGCAGCAGCAGCAGCAGCAGCAGCAGCAGCAGCAAUGUGUUUUGUGCUGCUGCAGCAAACUAUGGAUCAAGCAGCCUAGACGGAAGCAGCAAGGAGCUUGGGCCCCUCAAGCUGGAGGCGCAGCAGGGACGGGGGCCCCUUGCAGCUGGGCGGCACCGUGCUUCGGGCAGCAGCAGCAGCAGCAGCAGCAGCAGCAGCAGCAGCAGCAGCUGGAGUUUGCCUGGACACAACACCAGCAGCAAGGAGGCUGCUGCUGCAGCACCCUCGAGUCGCCAGUCUGCUGCAGCUAGGCGUUUGGUGCGCAGCGCUUCCUGCAGCUGCUGCAGCGGCAGCCGCAGCAACAUUUUUGCCCAGCAGCAGCAGCAGCAGCAGCAGCAGCAGCAGCAGCAGCAGAUGGAGCCCGUGCUGCCCGUGAGGACCUGCCUGGGUGGGGGGGCCCCCGGGGGCCCCAGGGGCCCCCGGGGGCCCCGCCAGCUGCUGGGCAGCAGCACGGGGGGCCCCCCUUUGGGGCCCUCUGGGGGCCCCCGUGUGCAUGCGCUGCAGCGGAGCUUUUCUUUAGGGGACUGCAGCAUGGGAUGGAGGGGCAGCAGCUUUGGCAGCAGCACGAGUAUGUUUGCUGCAGCAGGGUCAGCAGCAACAGCAGCAGCAACUGCUGCUGCUGCUGCUGCUGCAGACGCAGAACGCAACAGCAACUUUCUCAAAAAAGAGCUGCUGCGCGUGAGGGCGCAGCAGGAAAAGAUUAGGGCGGAGAAGCGGGUUUUGCUGAAGGCGCAUGCAGAACGCCGUGCUGCUGCUGCUGCUGCUGCUGCUGCUGCUGCUGGGUCGAGACCUGCGGAGGCAGCAGCAGCAACCAAAAGGAGCCACCACAGAAAAGAACACGACUAUAAGCAGCACUGCCAGCAGCAGCAGCAGCAGCAGCAGCAGCAGCAGCAAAUGGAAUGGUCUGCCAGCUUCUCUAACGAGACAAGGGCCCCCGAGCGCAGGCGUGGCUUGAGGCGAGAGGGCCGCUCUUCUCCCCUGCAGCAGCAGCAGCAGCAGCAGCACGAGCAGCAGCAGCAGCAGCUGCUGCAGCAGCAGCCGGAGCAGCAGCAGCAGCUCCAUAAGCAAAAACCCGAUCUCCCUCAGUCUCCCUUCAGCAGCAGUGAAGAGCAGUCUGACGCUUCUUCAACGCCGACGCCAAAGCCAGGACCUGCUGCCUCUGCUGCUGCUGCUGCUGCUGCUGCUGCUGCUGCUGCUGCAGUGUCUGACGCCCCGCUCUCUCCCCCGACCUGCUCUUCAUCGGGAGAAAGCAGCGCCCAAACCUCCACUGGAGAGCGUCUCGCAGCUGCUGCAGCUGCUUCUGCUGCUGCAGCAGCAGCAGCAGCAGCAGCAGCAGCAGCAGCAGCAGCAGCAGCAGCAGCAGCAGCAGCAGCACCAGAUAAAACGAGAGAUCCUGCUGCUGAAUCAACGCAACAGCAGCAGCAGCAGCAACAACAGCAGCAGCAGCAGCAGCAGCAGCAGAACGAGGAGUCAACUUCAGACGCAGUUGUGGCGCAGCUGCGGCAGGCAGUGUCUGCGUGCAGCUGCACAGCAGCAGAGCGGCAGCAGCUGCAGCAGCUGCUGCAGCACCUCGAAAGAAUUCAGCAGCAGCAGCAGCAGCAGCAGCAGCAGCAGCAGCAGCAGCCCCCAGCCUGCGCAGAAGCAGGCGCACCACAGGCAGCAGAGUCCAACGAGGGGGCCCCCAGGGGCCCCCUGGACCCUGACGAGGAAGGGUACAGAAUGUGGGGGGCCCCCCCCCUGGAGGCUGACGGGGAAAAGACCCUGGGGGCCCCCUGGGGGCCCCCCAGGGCUCGCGCUGUUGCUGUUCAUGGGGCCCCUCGGCUGGGCGAGGGGCCCCCCUGGAAGGGGGCCCCCCCAGGGGGCCCCCCAGGGGCCCCUGCAGGGGCCCCUGCAGGGGCCCCUGCAGGGGCCCCCCAGGGGGCCCCUGGGGGCCCCCAGCAGGGGCCACUGGGGGGCCCCCCUGCUGAGGGGGCCUAUUUUGCUGCUCGCGAUUUAAGCGGAGCUGCUGCUGGCUGUCUUUGCUGCUCCGCUCCCAUGUGGCAGCAAGCAGCAGGAGAGCCAAGGAAGCCAGCAGCAGCAGCAGCAGCAGCAGCAGCAGCAGGCGUUGAGUGUCGCUGCUUUUUGAGGGAUCCAGCAGCAGCAGCUGCAGCAGCAGCAGCAUAUCCGCGCUGCUGCUACUGGCAGCAAAGCCUGCAAGCUGGUGAGGAUGCUGCUGCUGCUGCAGCGUGCUGCUGCAGUGCUGCUGCUGCCCUGAGCGACGGCCGCUGCACUGCAGCAGCGCCUAUCCUCAGCAGCAGCUGCAGCAGGCGCUGCUGCUGCUGCCUUGCUGCUCCCCUUUGCCUUGACCAGGGGCCCCACAGCCAGGGGCCCCCGGGGGCCCCCGGGGCUAAAAGCUGCGUUGACCACGAGAGGGUCUUUCCCUUUUGCCUCAGUAGGCACAGAAUAGAGCAGCAGCAGCAGCAGCAGCUGCAGCAGCAGCUGCAGCAACAGCUGCAGCAGCAGCAGCAGCAGCAGCCAAAUGCCUUCCAACCAAGAACCUGGGGCUGCCCACGCCCAGAGCCAGGGGCCCCGGGGCCCCUCUACCCUUACGGGCCCCGGGGGCUAGGCAGCUGGCACAGCAGCAACAGCAGCAGCAGCAACAACAGCAGCAGCAACCGCAGCAGCAACAGCAGGCGCUGCAGCCUCGGCCUAGACACGCUGCAGGCAGCAGCAGGGGCCCCUCCUUGCUGCUGCUCCUGCUUCGACAGCUGCAGCAGCUCAGCAGCAAACAGCGCUUAUGGGGCCCUGGCUGAUAGGGGGGCCCCCAGGGCCUUUGAGCUGCGGAAACAGCAGCAGCAGCAGCAGCAGCAGCAGCAGCAGCAGCAGCGGCUGCAGCAGCUCCAACAAAAUGAACUCCGGCGGCGCGGUGAUGAGCGGGAGCUGCUGAGGGACCGGGACUUUUCCUCCUCUUUUAAUAAGGCCUGGCGCAGCAGCAGCAGCAGCAGCAGCAGCAGCAGCAGCAACAAAGGAGCCACUCAUGUUGUGGGGUCCCUGGGGCAGCGAAUAGAAGCUAUUGCUGCUCCAGUCAAGGCGUUGCUUGCAAGAAGCUAUGCGGUGCAGCACAAGACAGCAGCAGCAGCAACUGCAGCAGCUCCUGCGCCUGCUGCUGCUGCUGCUGCUGCGUCAAGCACCUGCGCGCCCGGCCUGUGGGUGAGAAGCAGCAGCAGAAGCAGCAGGAGCAGCUGCUGCAGCAGCAGCAGCUGCAGCAGCAACAGCAGCAGAUGCAGCAGCCGCCGGAGAAGCCGCCUUGGCGAAGAGCCCUUCCUGGGCACGCCUUUGCUAGGAGGCCCUCCUGCUCAAGAGCAGCAGCAGCAGCAGCAGCAGCAGCAGCAGCAGCAGCAGCACAUCCCCAGUCGGCCUCUGCAGCAGCGUUCUUCCUUCCUUCAGCGCCCCCCUGGAGUACCAGCCCUUGCGCUUAGGCGCAUUGUAACGUAG
Molecule: messenger RNA, 3837 nt
Organism: Eimeria necatrix
Lineage: Eukaryota; Apicomplexa; Conoidasida; Eucoccidiorida; Eimeriidae
Exons: 4
Coding region: 1-3837 (1278 amino acids)
Cellular component (GO): nucleus
Source: RefSeq, a predicted model, not a curated record